CAGGUUACUAAGGAGCAAUAAAAUGGCGGAGAAAGAAGAAUUAUAAGAACUUUAAUCGUGCUCUUUCUAGCUGCAAAUGAUGUUAAGGUUCUGGAGAUCUGGAGUAUUUCCGGCUUUCAAGCAGAUAUUGUUGCUAGAGAAUCAGCCUUUUCCUCGUCAAAGGUCCACGUUUACGAUAACUACUCGCGCAGUUACUAGGAACCUGUCUUCUUUUCGAGAAAGGAAGAGAUUUUACAAAAAAGCUGGAAUAGAAGAAACUGAAGGUGGUUAUCAGAUUACAGUGGACAGCAAAAAGGUGAAAACACCAGCAGGAAAACCUUUAGUUGUUCCCAACAAAACCCUGGCCAUGGCAGUAUCUGUAGAGUGGAAUUCACAGGUUGAAACCAUCAAACCAGCAAACAUGCAUCUGACAUCACUUAGCAACACUGUGAUUGACAAUCCUAGAACCAGAACCCAUGAUGAGCAAGUCUUGCAUAUUUUAGAAUUUUUGAGCUCAGAUGGUAUAUGCUUUUAUGCAGAUGAACCUGAAGAGUUGGUAAACCUACAGGAAAAAGAAUGGCAACCUAUUUUGCAAUGGUUUAAUAACAAUUAUGGAGUGUCUGUUGAGCCAAGUCAUGGUCUCCUUACAGUGGCCAUACCAGAUGAUGCCGCAGAACGACUCAAGACCCAUCUGACACCUCUAGACACCUGGUCCCUCACUGGUCUUGAGUUUGCAGUGGAAACAUUAAAGUCUUUCAUUCUAUCAAUGGCACUCAUAGACAAUCAUCUCACAGUCGAAACAGCUGUUCAUCUUUCCAGACUGGAGCUGGAAUUUCAGAUAAGCCGGUGGGGCAGCGUGGAAUGGGCUCAUGAUCUGGAGCUAAUGGAGACUAGGAGCAGAGUGGCUGCCGCCGCUUUAUUUUACAGUCUGAACAACACAGACAGAAUUUCAUCUUUAUCAAGUUCUUAAUCGCGUCACUGAGGGGUGUAGCGAGCUUUUUUAAGAAUGGUAGGCCUGGAACGGCGCAGCCGAAAAUUUAAAGGCACUUUUAUGGUGAUCCGGGGGGGUACCCUCCUGGGAAAGUUUUCAGAUAAUUAAUGAUCUUUUUCAAUAUCUUCUUCAUUUUUCUCUUGCUUUUACUACGACUCGAAAACAUCUCUCAGAACAGAAAAUGUCAAAUCUGCGCUGAUUGCGCUCGAUUGGCGACCGCGGUGUAAGGCUGACGAGUUUUGACCAGCUUGAUGAACCUGGCAUCGGCGAGACAGGGUAGUUACAAGAAUUACUAAACAAUACUCAUUGAAACUUUUGUAUUUGACAUACAAACUUGAAAACCCAUCAGCGAAUUGUAUUUCCUGCAUUUUAAAAGGACAAGAUAGCGGACUGAAAGAUUUGCAAAGGCUAGCCUAGGGACCUGAACAUUACCUACGACCCCGAGAAUUUCUAUGUACAAAAUUAUCACAUUUAACUUAACUCCUUUGUCAUGACUUACUUAUUUUUUUUAUUAAUUAUUCAUUUCUGACACGUAAAAUUAAUAUUACGACAUAACAAUUACAAACAACUUAACCUCACUAUACAAUUACAAUAUUAUUCAUAACUGAAACUCAAAAGUAACAACUAGACAAUACUGCAUUAUCACUACAGUACGUAAUCAAGGAGGAUAAAACUAAAUUAUACAACACAUAGAGGUAUGCAUGCAAACGACUGAGCCAAAUUAUGGCAAAAGCCUCUCCCAUUUCUCAUAAUGUUUUGUUAAUGUGUUCCGCCUUGUGGCUAUCUUUAUUUUCUACUUCAUAACCAGCCCUAAUCUUGGUCUUAUAAACUCGUAAUGAGGGAUUCACGUGGUUCAAUUUACACUGUCUUAUAGAUUUAAUAUUUAGAUUAGCUAUCAGUGUAAAACGGUUCAACAUAAUCCAAUCUUCUUCCAUAUCGAAAACUACAAAGAAAGUGUCCAUUAUAGAAAAAGGGUGAGAGGUGAUGUUACAUGUACCAAACCAGGAACAGAAGAAGGCUUCCCAGAAAGUCUUUGUCACGUCACAGUAGUAAAGUAAAUGUUCGAAGGGUUCGACUUCUCGUUUACAAAAAGAGCAUAAAGGCGAAUCCGUCAUUUUGAACUUGAACAUCUUUUCAUUUGUAAAUACUGUAGUUAUUUAACACAUUAUACUGAAAUUCUCUAGUUUUAGUUUUAAUCGUUACUUUAAGGUUAGGGCAAAGAGUAAAUUUUCUUCCAGUGAAACGAAAAUGUGAAAAUUUUUUUGGCCCGUUCGAGGAACUUGUUUUCUACUCUUAAACGCCAUAUAAAGUAAUUUGGAUGAGACCUUUGACAAAGCUACCUCAAAAUUAUCCAAAUUAAAUAAAUUGUAUCACCAAUAUAAUGA
Molecule: messenger RNA, 2355 nt
Organism: Orbicella faveolata
Lineage: Eukaryota; Metazoa; Cnidaria; Anthozoa; Scleractinia; Merulinidae
Product: ATP synthase mitochondrial F1 complex assembly factor 2-like
Biological process (GO): mitochondrial proton-transporting ATP synthase complex assembly
Cellular component (GO): mitochondrion
Source: RefSeq, a predicted model, not a curated record